Molecule: messenger RNA, 664 nt
Organism: Mesoplodon densirostris (Blainville's beaked whale)
Lineage: Eukaryota; Metazoa; Chordata; Mammalia; Artiodactyla; Ziphiidae
Product: cysteine and glycine-rich protein 1-like
Exons: 2
Coding region: 1-519 (172 amino acids)
Biological process (GO): regulation of gene expression; intrinsic apoptotic signaling pathway in response to DNA damage
Molecular function (GO): zinc ion binding
Source: RefSeq, a predicted model, not a curated record
AUGAUACUGGCUAUGUUGCCAAUUAUAGAGUUUAACACACCAAAUUUGAUGUGCCACUUGGGUCUGGAUCCUCCUGAAACACAACCAACACCACCACUACCACCACCACCAUCAAUCACCAUGUUAAAUUAUGCUGGAAAAGGAAAGAUUAUAGGGACAGAGAAUAGAUCAGUUGUUGCCAGGGCCUGGGGAUGGGAUGAGAGGGUCACUUUAAAGUUAUACCAUGAGGAGUCCCGCACUCCGCUCUGCUCCCGCUCAGCCACCCACCCCGGACCCGGCGCCACCACGCCCAAGUGCCCCAAGUGCAACAAGGAGGUGUACUUUGCUGAGCGGGUGACCUACCGGGGGAAGGACUGGCAUCGCCCUUGCCUGAAGUGUGAGAAAUGUGGAAAGACUCUGACCACGGGGGCUCACGCCCAGCAUGAAGGCAAGCCCUAUUGCAACCACCCCUGCUACGCGGCCAUGUUCGGCCCCAAAGGCUUUGGGCGUGGUGGGGCAGAGAGCCACACUUUCAAGUAAACCCAGGGUUUGAAGACCACAUCCCUGGCUGCCCGCCGGGCCGCUGCCCCUCUAGGCCGAUGGCAGGCCCUCCCCACAGGCACCUGGGGCUCCCCUGUAGACCCUCAGGCCCUCAAUAAACCCGGACACUUGGAAGACCAAAAAA